AUGGCCAGCUGGUUCGGGAUGGGCGACCCCGACGAGUCCAGCGUCUAUGGGAUCACCGAGGUCUGGGACGAUGACCUUGAGAAGAUGGUGCCAGUUUUGCCUACAGAUGUUGUGUACUCGUGCUUUAGAGCGCUCAGCAUGGGUUUUACCUGGGCAUUACACCUCUGCCACUCAGCUGUAGAGCACCUUGUUGCCGCGGGGGUUCCUAGAGACCGAGUACCUCGGGUGUCGUUCGUGAGCCCGAUCACCUCGACCUACGUGGACAACGCCGCGCUGCUGAGUGCCAAUGCCGAGACUUCAGACUUGCGCGAAGUGCUGCGGAUCUGGAUCGGCCACGUGGUGCACCUAUUCAUGCUCAACAGGCCGGCGCUCUCCUGCCUGUGGACUGUCUAUCAGUUUAUCCUACACGCCCUAGACCGCCGCUGCCGUGUGUGGGGCUCGCUUCGCCAGGAGAUCAAAGUGAUCAUGGGGCUCGUCUUUCUUUGUCAGCGGGAUCUGGGUGCGUCGAGGCUCCGCAUGGCCUACUGCUCCGACUCCUCGGACCUGGGCUAUUGCCUGGCCGUGACGAGCGCCUCCGACGCUGAGCUCAGGGAGGCGGCUGCUUACCAUGAGCGCUGGCUUUUCGUGGAAGAACGAGUGGAUCGGCGUUGUGAGCUGGUGCCCUACCUGGAGCUCUGCGAGCGCUGGAAGACCCUCUUCGAGCGCAAGUGGGCCGACCCGACGGAGCACAUCAAUACCAAGGAGGGCCGUGUGAUGCUGACUGGCACAGAGAAGACGAACGGGGGGCUCCGCUACCUGGGGCAACGCGCCGCCGCCUUGCCGAUUGGCUGCGCCAUCCAGUGGGCAACCCGUCAUCUGGAGGGAGUCCGGAAUCCGACGGACGCUGGCUCUCGGCGUUUUGAUUCUGGGAGCGACCCGACUCUCGAGGCCACCAACCUCGGCUUGGAGCGUGGGGGCCACGACAUGGCCAUAGUUCGUGCCGCGUCCUGGCGCCGCCCCGUCGGCACCUCCGCCACCUCCGCCCGCUCCCUGCGCGGCUGCCAGUGCUCCUGCUCCUACCAGCUCCUCGACCUCAAGGGCCUCCCCUACGAGUACCUCCACGAGAGCCACUACGGGGCCCUCUUCUGCGGGCGCUACCAGGGCUGCUACGACCGGGCCCUCUACUUCGUUUUCGGCACCCUGUGGGACUUCAAGUGGGCCUCCUACUGGGACCCCAAGGGCCUCGAGAUCUCCAAGGGCCCCGAGUACGACCUCCUCGACCCUGGUAUCAGGCAGUACCUGGUCAAGCUCCUCCAAAGUGGCCAGAUCCUGUGCGUCUGGUUGGGCACCCCAUGCAGUGCGCUCAGUAUCGCUAGGCGACAGCGACUCGCCCGUCCCCCGGCUGUUCGACACGGGCCCGCUCCGCAGCCCCGCAACCCGGUGGAGCGCAGCGUCGCGCCCAGCACCCUGCACACCUACAAGGCCGAGGUCGCGGAGUUCAGAGCCUGGGCAGCUGGCAGGGGCCUCGGCCUCCGGACGCCAGAGGCGGCCGACUCUGCGAUGUCGGACAACUUCGACUGGCUGUUCGCUCAACGGGAGCAGCCUCAGGCGGGCAGGUGGACCCUGCACGGCUACGCGCUGCUGCACCUCUCACACCUCGGCCGAGGCGGCCAUGUGCUACCUAGAGCCAAGGCAGCGUUGAGAGGCUGGAUACGGCAGAUGCCAGGUCGCAUCCGUGACCCUUGUCCGAUCGAAGCCGCUUGGCUGAUCGCUCAGUGGAUGCUGCUCAAGAAUCAGGCUUUCUACUUCUGGUGUUCGCUAGCGGUGGUAAUGCAAGUGAAUGCCUAUGUGCGUCCAAGCGCCUUACUGGACAUCAAGAAAAAAGACCUGCUGCCACCACUUCUGCAGCGGGGCUCACGCUAUGUGAAUUGGGGCCUGGCGCUGGCCCCUAGCACAAGAACGGGCAAAACGAAAUCGGGCGAGCAAGACGACACUUUGAUCAUUGGCAUCCUCGACCGUGCUUUCGUUAAAGAUGUGGCCGCUUUCUUGCAUAGCUCCUUUCGCGAAGGUGAGCGUAUCUUCAGACACCUCACUCUGCCGUCUUACGAGAAAGCCGUCAAAGACGCAUGUGAGGCGUUGGAGUUGCAGAGCCUCAGGAUAGUGCCGCACUGUUUUCGCCACACUGGGCCCUCUACAGACGCCGACCUCAAGGUUGCGUGCUUCGGCGUGAACCAGUACGAAGCGUUCCUGAAGGCCAUGAUCGCAACCGGGUUCAAGAUCCCGAUGAAGAACAUCCUCAUCUCCAUCGGGCCGGCGCAGCAGAAGAACGAGUUCCUCAACUCGGCGCCGAUGCUGGUUGACAUGGGCUUCCAGCUGUAUGCGACGAAGAACACCCACGCGUUCCUCAGACAGGCCGGCAUCGAGUCCGCCAUCCUCGUCUACAAGCCGCGCGUGAAGCGAGAACCCAACGUCUUGACGUUGCUGCAGCAGGGGAAGCUGGAUUUGGUCAUCAACGUGCCGGACUCCAUGGACUCGCAGGCCCUCACCGACGGCUUCGACAUACGCAGGGCGGCGGUGGAUGGCGGUACGAGCCUUAUCACCGACAUCAAGACGGCGACCCUCACCAUCAUGUCGAUGCACAGGAAGUGGACCCGGGAGACGUCGGGCAGGCACUUCUGGAGCUACAGCUCGUGGAAGGAGUACACCGAGCCCAACGACAUUCUGCAGAAGCGCUGA
Molecule: messenger RNA, 2715 nt
Organism: Prorocentrum cordatum
Lineage: Eukaryota; Dinophyceae; Prorocentrales; Prorocentraceae
Source: the annotation of a GenBank genome assembly